AUGACUACAGAAAUUUCGGAAGGUACCAUGAAAGGGUUUAUUGAUCCAUAUUUUUUUACUACUCCUUUCGAGCUAUGGAGUCUUUGCUCUUUUAUCGACGCGCAUGUCGGACCAGGAUUCUCAAAAAAGGACUGCUUGUACUUUUACAAGGAAGGAUUACAAAAUAUUUGUAAAUCAUCAGAGUUUGACGACGAGCAAAAGACUAUGGCAAAAAAGCUGAUUGACACAUAUAAAGCGGACAAAAAGAAGUGUGCAGAGUUAUUAAAACUUCAUGAAAACAAAAUCACAGCUCAAUCGGUUAGGUCGGAUAUGCUUCAGAACAGGCUUAAAUUAUUAGCUAACACUGCAAGGUCCGCAAAUUCCACACUUUACACAACAUUCACUCAAGCUGAUGUAUCCGUUAGUUGUUAUAAAACUCCAGAAAGACAGAUCACAAUAGAUCAUGAUAUCUUACCUAUUGGUCCAAAUCCUUUUAUCGUUGAAUCAUCACAAGAAAGAAAACAUGAUCUAGAGGAUGAAAGUAAUUUUGAAGAGGAGUAUGACGCGGAACAAACAAUUGUGUGCGGAAAAAGUAUUAGUUGGUUAGUUGGCGGGAUUAAUAUCCGUGACAAACUUACAGAAUACCAGGAAACAGGUCUACCAAAAACGAGGCCAGAAUACUAUGAUGUAAUACUUUUUACUGAUAAAAAUCAAGACACGUUUUUGGGGACACUGGAAGAAAACACCGUUAUGCAGAUGCGUAAUGAUAUGAGGAGAAAGGAUGAAGGAACAAAAUGCGAUAUUGAAGAAAACAUUAAAUCAUUUCUGAACAACAUUAUUGUUCGCGACAUAAACAAAACUAAAGAAAAUCUUAAACUACGGAAGAAUGUUGAGUCAUUUGAGGAAGAUUUUGCUUUGUUUUUUAUAAAUCAUAUGAUUGAACUUAUGGAAGAUGUUAAUGUGCUUCUCGAAGAUAUGUCCGAAGGGUCGUUCAUUGUAAUUUUUCUGGCGCCAAUUCUGAAUAAAUUUUUUAUGAAAAAUAAGAAGAUCUGGUACCCAAAAUACGGGGAAACAUGCCUUAAGGCAAAUGCCGAAGAUCUUAAUUCUCAAAAAGCGGAUAAUGAACGACGUUCUCCUGGCAAGAAGAUUGACACGAUUUUUGUAAUAAAGGAAGAUAACGAGGAGUUCUCGGUUACAGAAGUCAGCGGUCCCCCAAAUAAAAAUGAUUGGUCGCAUUUUAUUGGAGAUCGGCUGAAAAUAGCUAAGAUGUUAAAAACAUUGAUUAAUCGAUUCGCAAAGCUUCGUCCAGGUUCCGAUAUUAGAAUGGUUAGACUAUACGGAAUGCAAUUAUAUUUAUGUCAGGUUAUCAUAUACGAAUUUCAGCUCAAAUAUUCUGAAAUAUACACCAUGGAAGAAGUAUUGAAAUUUCCCCUUCCAAAAACUUGGAAAGAUAUGAAAAAUGCCCACGAAAGUAUAAUCGGAUUCUUGAGAUAUGAGCGCCUGUUAUCCAAAAGUUCGACUUCUAUAGGCGAUUUUUUGUGGACAGAUGGCGAUGGCGAAGCUUUUCAGG
Funneliformis caledonium is the source of this 1549-nucleotide messenger RNA. The record is from the annotation of a GenBank genome assembly. NCBI's taxonomy places the organism in Eukaryota, Fungi, Glomeromycota, Glomeromycetes, Glomerales, Glomeraceae.